Messenger RNA from Mycetomoellerius zeteki, 3281 nucleotides. RefSeq lists its product as uncharacterized. Bases 587 to 2044 code for a protein of 485 amino acids. The transcript is spliced from 5 exons. The record is from RefSeq and is a predicted model, not a curated record. Lineage: Eukaryota; Metazoa; Arthropoda; Insecta; Hymenoptera; Formicidae.
GGCCUGGCGUCGUUCUCGCCACCGACGUCGCGUCGUGACACCGACAUUCACGUUUCGUCGUACUAUCGACUCGCGAGGGAGAUGUAAAACGCAUGUUAUUAAUCGCGACACGAAAACACAUCUCGCGACGUACGCUCGACGUGGGAUCGAUGUUCAACGACGGGUGGUCUGUGGAGAACGGGCGUGAAAGAGGAAUGAAUCGCUUACAAACGAUGCGAACUACACUCGCGUCCUCUUUAUUUCACGAUCGAUAAAAAAUCCAUAGAUUACUCUGGAUGUUAAUUCCGAGAUUAAAGAAUUUACAACGAUGCCAAAGAACUAGUUGAUCUGUGUAAUGUAACGAACGCGAGAUCAUCCAAUCCAAAAAGUACAACGAGAAUCACAACGAGAAACCCAAGCUCGAUGCAUUCCGCGGUGCAUCGCGCACAAGAGAUGCGUUUAUCACGACAGAAGCGCAUCCGGUCAUCGUCCACGUGCUGAAAUGCGCGAGUUGUCAAUGUGAUCGUAUCAUUACCGUUUCUCUUGAGGAGACGUAGUCGUCUCCUCUCACAGAUUGACGAAUUCAACGAGUCUUCAGUCACUUUUUAUGAUUUACGGAUCGCACAGAGCUACAGAGUCAGCAACCACCACGGGGAUCGCUUGGCUUCACAAUAUCACCGUUCAAGGUGAAAUGAGCAGUAGCGGUGGAUUCGGCGUCGGCGCCGGCGGACCGACCCUCGCGGCCGCUCAACAAGGUCAAGGAGUGGCCGCCCUUAUGGUGAUGCUUGCCGUUCUGUGCUUCAUCUUUGCUUAUUGCUGUUGGGGCGCGCCUUUCUGUCGAUCCCUAUGCAGACGACAUUGCUGCUGUCGUCUGGAAGAUCCUGAUCCGGAUCUACAAUUCGGCGGCAGUGACCAAGCCAUGGUAGCAACGCCGACAAUCAUCCUCCUGCCGCAUGGUAGAAUGCUUGUUGUUGACGGCACAAUUUUCACUCAGUUCCAGACUGAUCCUACUACAGGUAUAGACCUGGUGGAACUUGGCGAUAGUAUGUUGCGAGCUCAGAGAAAUCCACGAAGCGUAAAUCGUCAUCAGUUACAGAGCAGUCAAGGCAGUAUCCUCGAAAUGGAUGCUGAAACACCUAGCAAAGACAGCUUAGGUUCCGUCGGAUGUUUCCCGCCGCCUACUUACGAGAGUAUUUACGGCAAAGAGGAAACUGACAUGCCUCCUUCAUAUUCUGACAUUCUUUUACACAGAUUCGCCAAUUUACCGCAUGAAAUUGAUAUGCAUGGUUAUUGUCGUGAUGGCAAGGAAGAGAUUGAGAUGCAGAGUCUAGACAAUUGUCCGCAUAUCAUUGGUAAUCCGUUGAACUCGAUACCUGGAUAUCAUCCUUAUGCCACGGUGACAAGUCUGUCUAGUCUGCAGAGCUACCCGCGACGGAAUGUUUCGCGCAAUCCGUCCAUUAUCAGCAAUCCAUUAGACAACUUUUACGUGGACAACGAGCUUAGUCUCUAUCGACUCAGUCGGGAGACGAUGCCUCGGGUUUCCAGUAACGAUGCGAACCUCGAGAACUUCCGCGCGUCUCACGACGAGAUGUCUUUCCGCGUUCCGCUCGAUGAGAACGAGAAUCAUCGGCACGCAAGCCGUAACAAUUAUCAAGUCGCCGGCAAUGAGCUGAUGAAUACGAGGAAUCGCGCCCGCAGCGCUUCCAGGUUGAGCCAGGAUAGUCGCAGGAAUUCAUUGAAUCGCGAUGGAGACCAACAUCAAGUUUUCGUCAGAUUGCCUGAUCCCGAAGAGAUCGAGGCUGCGCGAGAUAGACGUAUCGAUGAAGAUCAGCGACCUCGAAUGUACCGCGAGGAUCAGAACGCGAGGAACCUGCAUCUUGAUCAUCCCCAAUUGCAAGAUGAGAUCAAUCGCAACAUUGUUGAGGAUGAUCCCAGAUACUUUGCGAGGAACAGGCGACUGGAGAAUGAAGACAGGAAUCAGAACGAAGCUGAGGCAGUUCAGUAUCCCGACGAGGAGGCCGGUAAUUUCGGCGCGCUCGCCGAUAUUCGUGAGAGCAGAGUGUAAUCUAGACUUUUAAUUGUGCGUUCGCAUUUUUUUCGGGUGAUUGCUAAAAAGGGCAUUAACCGGAUAUUGUCAGAAAUGCUUCAAAAGCACUACGUAGAAAAUUUCAUUCGAUUCUUCAACAACAAGAACGUAGUUCAAAUUUGAAGAAACGUUUAUGACCAAAAAAUAAUUGCCAUCUUCAUCAUCUUUAUGAGCUUGUUAAGAAUGUCGUAGUGUUCCUGCAGUUUAUAAUUAACGUUAACAUCUUGUUUUAAUUUCGUGAAUUAAGGGAAUUAUUUCGUGCCCUUUAUACCAUGUGAAUUUGAUAUACAACAUCUCGCACGAUAGAUAAAGAAAGUUGCGUGACAAGACAACUUAACAGAAAUUGCGACAAAUUUCUACGUUAAGUUAUAGGGUAUUGUUUCAAUCAUAUUCACACACAAAUAAGUUGAUAUCCAGAAUUAAGAAUUAUGGAAAUCGAGUCAAGAAGUUGUGGUUACAAGAUAAAUAUUGCAUUGUGCAGAAAAUAUAAGACGAUGUUAUAACUGUAUAUGUAUAUAUAUAUGUGACAAUAUAAUUGUACGUGACAGUCUAGUAAAAUUCGUCACACAUACACGUACAUACACACACACAUGCAUAUUUCUGACAGAUGAUCGUACAGUAAAGAACAACGAUUUUUUCUUGAAAGUAUAAUAUAUGGCGACCAGAAAAGAUUGGAAAGAGAAAAAGGAAAAGAUAAAGAUAAUCAUAGGUUCUUUUGAGAUAUAUUGGAUAACGUGAAAUAUUGAAAAUAUCAAAGUACAGUUUUUAUAAAAUAAAGAUAAAAAUUUCAAUCAUGCGAUAAAUUAUGUUACGUAAUCGAAGUCCUUCCUGACAAGAAAACAUCGAUCACAAGAAGUUAGCAAAAAUCGAGCAGUUUUAAAUGUGAACGUUUGUAUGGGAAAUAUUGUGUUUAAAUCUAACAAACGAAUCAUAGCAAAGUUAGUUCAGUCCGUCCAGGCUUUAAUAAGCGCGCUUAAGUUUCACAAGCAUCACCCGCAGCAAUUUAAUCAUGAUUAGCGAUUUUCUUCCCCUUGAUAUUUUAUAGAUAAGCUAAACAGAUAUCAUGACCAUUAAAUAGUUGUUAUACCAUUAAAAAAAUAGUAUGUUUCUUAUAUUAUUUAUAGAAUACACUCUCCUCACUAUUUUUAAAUGGUACUAUCCAUUGUGGAUACAUCGAACGAUUUUAAUAUUUGCGAAAAGUGAUAAAACGGAAAUC